GUUAACUUUGCGGUUUACUUCCUCUUGCGUCGGUUGUCGGUUUACAACCCAGACCAGGAUUUUCUCCAACCAAAUCUGAAUGAUGUCAAAGAUGCUGGGACAGUUACAUAUUUUUAUGGAAGCCGUGCCGACAAAGGCAUUAGAACGGCCCCGGCCGCCAUAUGUGAGGUUUAUAUCCGUGGCGAGUUGACAAAGUCGGUGUGAUUCCGCUUCUUUACAAAAACUUGCCUAUGUGUGACUCGUAACUUUCCUUCGAAAUAAAUUUUUAUUAGGAAUUUUGAUAUUCGAAGGUUACUUGCUGUUUGCUGUUUAGAAAUAUUCUACUACUGUUAAAAAACAUGGCAGACCUUAAAGUCGAUAAACCCCAAGAUCCCGAACAGAGGAGAUCUGAUAGUAUGCAGACCACUAGCUCUAGCUCUUCGUCGACUCUAUCAUCUAACAUGGACUCGAUAUUUUCGAGGGCGUGGUGUCAUAUGAUGGAGCCUGUUCGUCCUUCCGGGUUUGCGGAGUUCGAAUUACUUAUUCUGACGUUUUGUACGGGCAUGCAAGAUGCCAUCUCUUUCCCCGAUUUCCACUGCUUCGCGUCGAAUCAGACGGGAAACACAGUUUUCCUCAUGCUGGCCAUCAUAUUGCCCUAUCUCAACGGUGAGACGUUCAUUACGGCAAAUAUCGGGGCAGCGCUGGGUUUCUUCCUCUUGGGCGGAUGGGCGACGGGCCAGAUCAGCCACCUCGUCGGACCGCGACUAAGACUAUGGCUUGUCUGCUGCAACUUUACCCAGUCGUGCUUAGUAUUCGGCGCGGCGGCUAUGCAGUACCGACACGGAGUAGUGUUAAAGGGAGGCGACGCAGUGAUCGCUAUAGGACUUCUGGCGUUUGCUUCUGGUAGCCAGGUUGUGCAGUCGCGAUCCCUCCAGAUGACGGAAAUAAGCACGUCGAUGGCCACGGCAGCGUGGAUCGAUCUGCUAAUUGAUCCCAAACUCUUCCAGCUAAAUAAUCGGCCACGUACAAGGCGUGCUAUGUUUCUUGCGACGCUUGUUCUCGGGUCACUUGCGGGUGCGGGUAUCUACCGAUCUGCUGGUUCUUGGGUAGCCAUCCUGAUAUCGGCUGCUGGAAAGAUGCUUGUGACGAUCAUGUAUCUAUUCAACGGCACCGAGAAACCAAAGACGACGUCUGGCCAGGAUGCUUGUUAAGUGGAUUCAAUUUCUAUGUAGGUAGACAUAUCACGUUGGAUACUAAAGAGCGAAUAUGCAAAGAUGGGUAGUAGGUAAUAUUUAAUUUUAAUAUGUUUAAUAGAGUUUAUGAUCAUUAACCGUCAAUUUUAUGAGUUAUGGACGAAGUGAUGACUUGUAACUUAGUAAUGAGACGGCAUAAAAAAUGAUAUAGGGCAUAAUAAAUAAGAUAGAAGUAGCGACGAGGUUUAUGUACCUAUUUUAACUUAUUGAAUGUUUACC
This is a messenger RNA of Daldinia caldariorum, 1451 nucleotides long. RefSeq lists its product as uncharacterized. Bases 339 to 1190 code for a protein of 283 amino acids. Lineage: Eukaryota; Fungi; Ascomycota; Sordariomycetes; Xylariales; Hypoxylaceae. The transcript is spliced from 2 exons. The record is from RefSeq and is a predicted model, not a curated record.